This is a messenger RNA of Mesocricetus auratus (golden hamster), 1303 nucleotides long. RefSeq names its product mannose-P-dolichol utilization defect 1 (gene Mpdu1). The record is from RefSeq and is a predicted model, not a curated record. Gene Ontology annotation, biological process: oligosaccharide biosynthetic process. Bases 65 to 808 code for a protein of 247 amino acids. The transcript has 7 exons. NCBI's taxonomy places the organism in Eukaryota, Metazoa, Chordata, Mammalia, Rodentia, Cricetidae.
GCGCGCAUGCGCGGCGCGGGUCAAUGGCGGGGCGAGCCAGCCUGGCGGAAGCUAUAGUUCCAACAUGUCGGGUGAGGCAGACGGACUGUUCAAACGGGUGCUGGUGCCGAUCCUCUUACCUGAGAAGUGCUAUGACCAACUUUUCGUCCACUGGGACUUGCUUCAUGUUCCCUGCCUCAAGAUUCUCCUCAGCAAAGGCCUUGGGCUGGGCAUCGUGGCUGGGUCACUUUUGGUGAAGCUGCCCCAGAUAUUUAAAAUCCUGGGUGCCAAGAGUGCAGAAGGACUGAGUCUCCAGUCAGUAAUGCUGGAGCUGGUAGCGCUGACUGGAACUGUGGUCUACAGCAUCGCAAACAACUUCCCCUUCAGCUCUUGGGGCGAAGCACUGUUCCUGACACUUCAGACAAUCACUAUCUGCUUCCUGGUCAUGCACUACAGAGGAGAGACCGUGAAAGGAGUUGCUUUCCUCGCCUGUUACGCGGUGACCCUGCUGGCGCUGCUUUCCCCACUCACGCCGCUGGCUGUAGUGACCAUGCUUCAGGCCUCCAAUGUACCUGCUGUGGUCGUGGGGAAGUUGCUCCAGGCAGCUACCAACUACCGCAACGGGCACACAGGCCAGCUUUCAGCUAUCACGGUGUUUAUGCUGUUUGGGGGCUCCCUGGCCAGAAUCUUCACUUCUGUUCAGGAAACUGGAGACCCCCUCAUGGCUGGAGUCUUUGUGGUCUCUUCCCUCUGCAAUGGCCUCAUUGCUGCCCAGGUCCUCUUCUACUGGAAUGCAAGGCCUCCCCACAAACAGAAAAAGGAGCAAUAGUGCUGAGCAGCUAGCUUCUAGAAUCAUCCACUCAACUUGAGAGUCUUCCCCACUUGAUGUGGUCUGCUGGUGCAACUCAAGUCAUCCUCCAUCCCUGCAUAACUGCAACCCCCUGAGCCAGGGUUUGUGUAAAACAGUAAAGUUUUUCUAAGUAUGUCCUGUACUCACUCACUUCACCAAUUGGCUGAGUCAGGUCCGUCCUUUAUCAGCAGCCAUGUUGUUACGGGGCAGAUGCCUUCCUUGGAAACGAGGACAGAGCCUGGACAAAUGCAGUUGGCAGCUUGUGGCUGCUUCCCUCUGCCAGCUGACUGGGACGAUCUUUUGGACCCUAGUUCUGGAGGUGGGGGAGGGGAAUGACUCAGGUAAGGGCCUCAGGGUGGGGUAGGGAAGUUCCUGCUGUGGCAGGUCCACAAAGGGUGUGGAGAAGGCACGGGUUGCUGUUGUAGUGAGAAUACAGAUGGACCAAUAAAAACUCGGAGACGUGCUUUAAUUGUA